Malassezia restricta is the source of this 261-nucleotide messenger RNA. RefSeq lists its product as uncharacterized. Bases 1 to 261 code for a protein of 86 amino acids. NCBI's taxonomy places the organism in Eukaryota, Fungi, Basidiomycota, Malasseziomycetes, Malasseziales, Malasseziaceae. The transcript has 2 exons. The record is from RefSeq and is a predicted model, not a curated record.
AUGACGAUCAAAAUGCAUCUGGGCCAGCGCAUGGCACGAGCAGCAUACAUGCAGCGGCGCAUGGCAAGCCGCAUGUCACAGCGAACUGCUCCAAAAAGCCCUCCAACGUGGAACGAGCAAAGGUGGUCCAAUCGGACCGUGGUGACCCUAUCGACAUUGGUCGGAGGUAUCAUGUAUGUGAUAGGCUUUUCGCAGGGAUUUCGCCAGGCCCAGGCACGCGGCUUGACAUCCCCAACUGAAACAUCAUCGUCAACAGAGUAA